AUCUCUAUGUGACUUUGUGUUAUAGGUGUGUAUUACCUGUGAUCUUAGGAGAAGCCAUAUUUUUAGGAACACAAUCUUUGCCUCCUAUCUACCUGUGUACAUUUUUUUUGUAAUUAUCAAGUGUUUCCCAAAAUAGCAUGUUACUUAUAUUAUGACCUUUAACUACAUUUCGGGGUUUCUCUGACUUUAACCAAUGUACAAUGUACAUGUAUAUGCAGGUCAAGGAUAGAUAUAAAGAUAAACAUACUAACAUUGUGAUAAUUUGGAUGUAAUUGUUGUUCACAAUAGUAGUUUUAUAACAGACGGUAAAAACUAAACAGGAGACCAGUGUGAGCUCGAAUUGAAGCCAUGAUAUGAUUACCAGAGAAUAAGCAUGGAUAAUACACAAAAUAUUGCUCUAACACCAGUAACCAACCCUUCAUCUGGACAGGUGACAAAUUAUAAUGCUAAACCAUAUCACAUGCAGCCGGUCCAGACUAGUGGUGGGCGUGACCUGGCUUCCGAUUUAGUUUGGCAGCGCGACCCAGACUGUUCUAGGGAUCCUAAUGUUGGUAACCAUGGUAAUCCAAUGAUGGUUUCACAAGGGGUUCAUGUUCCAGGAAACCAGACACAAAUGAUGCCAAUAAAUCAACCACAUGGUGUUCAUCAGAUGCAGGGAGUACCAAUGAGCCAGCCACAAACAGUUCCAGUAAACCAGUCACCAUCAGGGUACCCUGUACCUAAUGUUAACAAUACUCUACCUCAUAAUCCUGCAGGUUACCAGUAUCAGGGGCAGACAACUACGGUUCCAAAUGCCUCUGGCGAUCAUGCUCACGUUAAUAUGGGUCAGACAUUUCAGAUGCCACAAGGAAACGUUUAUCCUGGGAUGAGACCCCAAGGUUUAGGUAAUUAUUUGCCAGUCACAAGUCAUCAGCAACUCAUGAUGGAUACUGACGGAAAUAGAAUUCAACAAAAUACCAUGAUGCAACAGAACAUGGCAAUGACGGGGUACCAGAUGCCUCCUCAAAAUAUGGUACCAGUUCAAUACAAUCAAAAUUUUGUACAGGGAGGUAAUAUGAAUGGCAACACACAGUAUAUGAAUAUGCGCCCACCUACAACAACAAUACAACAUCAACAGCAGCAUCAACCACAGCAUCAACAUCAACAAGCUAAUUACAAUCAUCCACGUCUUGUACCAUACAAUCAGCAAUUAAUGAAUGCUCCCAGAACUCAAUAUAACAACCCUAGACCACCAGUGGUCCAAACACCUACUUUGAAUAUAAUGGCAGCAAAUCAGAUAGCUCAAAAACCAACAAAUCUUAAUUUACCAUCUGGUACUCAAGUUUCUUCACCAGACAUAGGUUAUCCGACUGUCCAAUCACCAACCGUCGCUUCACCAGGGACUGAAAGUGUUAAAUCACCCACAUAUGUUUUCAUGUGUAAUAAAUGUAACUAUGUAACACCACACCGCAGCUCAUUCAAAACCCACUACAGCAGUCAUAUACAAUAUAAACCAUAUCAAUGUGCCUACUGCGAUCACGCUACCAUUAUGAAACAGCCAAUGCAAAAACACGUCAAAAUGAAACAUGCUAUAGAGGAUUCCGAGGGGUUCUCAUAUGAAAGUGAUUCAAAAAAAGAAAAUAUCAUAGAAUUCUUCAGCAAUCAGUGUAGGUCAACUAUGAAUUUGGAAGAAGCAAAAAAAUACCUGGAUAAAUAUGAAUCUGGUGAGAAACUAAAGAGUGGACCAGCAAAGCGUAAAUUGUCUAUGGAAGAGAGGGAGAAGGAUUCUUCAAAGAGGAAAAAGUCUUGGCCUGAAGCUGGGGAGGAUAGUAACCAAAGUGAGGCUUCAUUAGGUCAAUCAAAAUCUCCAAUUAGCCCGAGAAAACUCACACACUGGAAACAGGGCGUUACAUUUGAUCAUCACAAUCAGGAUACAAAACCUAAAGUAGGUCGUGGUCGAUCUAUUAAAUCUUUUACUAGUUUUGCUAAACAGAAAAAGUUCAUUACUUCAGGUGUUAUGAAAUGUCCAUUUUGUGAAUUCAAAUCUGGAUCACAGAAAGGUUUGAAAAGACAUUGUAAUUGGCGUCAUCUUGAGAAAAGAUAUAGAUGUAACAAUUGUGACUUUUCUACUUUCUUUCUAGAGGAGAUGGAAGGUCAUAUCCAAAGAGAUCAUUGUGAAAGUUACCAGUUACAUAGCAACGAAAUAAGGAAAUCUCCAGAAAAAACUGUUGGGCGACCAAGAAAGAAUGUAUCCAGCGCAGAAGAGACUACCCCUAAGACAGUUAACAUUGACAGGUUUGCUGAUGACAAUGCAGACGACAGUGGAAAUGAUGACAUGCAGUUGAAUUGUCCACACUGCAAUUUUUCUUCAAAUCCAUUUGCCCUCAAAAGACACUUGUUCUUCUAUCACAAAGAAUGUGAUUGGAAAUGUAAGAUUUGUGGAUUUAUUUCUGGCAGUAAAAAAGAACUUGUACGACAUUCCAAUAAGGCACAUCCAAAUACUCAACCAAACAUUGUUCAAACAUUUGCCGAUAUUUCUUCUCUGUUACCUGACGAUGCUUCAGAGCAAGAGAAGGGAACUCCCCCUGAUAAGGAUAUUGACGAAAAUGAAAAGGUAGUGGGUAAACAUAAACUAAUUGACCGUGAUUAUAUAAAAACAAACAAGAAGCGAAUGGUGUUAGGGAAAAAACGGGUAUCUAAGAUCAUCAAUGAUUCCAGUGGGGAAGACAGACUGCAAAUUAUGAAAAUUAUAAGUGAAAGAAAGAAACAGAAACGUGGUAGAAAAAGAGAAGAAACAAAGAAUGAUCAGAACUCUUAUGUUUUGCGUCCAUUGAAACUAAAGGUUGCCAGGAUAGGAUUUAGUUGUGUUUACUGUACCUACGCUGCUCCUCUCAGGCAUCAGUUACGACUACAUUGUUACGAAAAACACACUAAACAUCCAGCUUGUUUGAUGGAGUUCAUAAAUAGUACAAUGGCGUUGGAAGAACAGGAAGACUAUGCUAGAGAUAAGACUGAAGAGAAAAGAAGUCCAGAGAAGACGGGUAGUACUUCAGAGAUAAACGCAGAAAUACAUGUCUCAGGGGAUAUGGUAGUUAAUUCUAGCAGUGAGAAGCAGGAAAAAGAUAUAAAAGAUUUGGAAGAAAAAUCUGUUCCAGAGGGAGAACAAGAAUCCAUAGAGAAAUCAGAAGGAAAGAAAAUCCAAGCGAUGGCAGCAACUGAAACAGUUGAAGAGAAGAAAAACAAAUCAGAAGAAUCUAUUAUUGAAAUUAGCUCUGCAGAUGAAACGGAAUUAGAUAUCACAAUAGAAGAUUCUGAUUGUGAAAAGAAGACUGAAGGAGAAACAACCAAAGACAUCAAAGACACAAGUAAAAAUGAAAUAAAAUAUCUUCCUGAAAAUCCAAAUACAGGAACAGAUACCUCGAUCUCAAAAGUAGAUGAAGAUCAAAACAAGGAAGUUUUGACUUGUAUGGAGAACAUUCUUGCCAAUAUUGGGAAUGCAGACAAUACUACGACAGAAAAUGGUGCUAAUGACUACAUUUUACAAACUGACAAAUUUAAUGGUCACAAAUUUUCAAAUCCUUUUUCUACGCUUAUCGUUCAACUUAAUUCCACCCAGUUAUUAGUUAAAGAUGCCUUCGAAGGAACACUUGAUGAUGUAGAUAUAUAUUUAGAAAAAUAUGGAGUUCGUACUCUCAACAUGGAUUCUCUUACUCCUAAACAGUUUUCAUUGUUCAUGAAAAAGUUUGGAAGUAAUUUACAGCAAAUUGCAGCAUGAAUAUCUAUUGUAUCUUGACUAUUGUUGUUAGGGUUUUUAUUUUUAUGUACUAUAUUGUUAGUUUUGUAAAGUUGUGGGUAUUUUUUGUGUUAAACUUUGUCAUACAAUGUUUAACAUGUCAUACAAUGUCUACAGAAGUAUUCCGAAAAAACAAAAGCAAA
Molecule: messenger RNA, 3915 nt
Organism: Mytilus trossulus (common blue mussel)
Lineage: Eukaryota; Metazoa; Mollusca; Bivalvia; Mytilida; Mytilidae
Exons: 4
Coding region: 374-3754 (1126 amino acids)
Biological process (GO): regulation of gene expression
Cellular component (GO): nucleus
Source: RefSeq, a predicted model, not a curated record